Molecule: messenger RNA, 2341 nt
Organism: Drosophila suzukii
Lineage: Eukaryota; Metazoa; Arthropoda; Insecta; Diptera; Drosophilidae
Product: P protein
Biological process (GO): transmembrane transport
Cellular component (GO): membrane
Source: RefSeq, a predicted model, not a curated record
CAUAUCCUUCAAAUGAAAUUCAUGAGUGAUAUUUUUCGUGGAGCAAAUUUAAGCCUCAUAGACGAAGUAUUCCAGGCAUGGCCCUCCUCACACCAAUCAAGCCUUCCCCGUAGACUACGGAUGCCGGAGCAACUAGAGCCGAACUACUUGGAUGAGCCGGAGACGUUCUCUGUUCGGCGAUUUGUGUUCAAGCUCAUUAAGAUCGGGGUGCUGCUGCUGAUCUGGGGAUUCUUCACCUACGUUCUGGUUCGGAUCUCAACAGUGCCGGAAUAUACGUCGGUGGUCACCGUUUUGCCCAACGAAACCCAGCUAAGCCGGAUAAAAUUGCCAAACGAUGCCACGAAGAUAACUUUAAGUGGUCCCAUCGAUUUGAAUUUGCUGAAGAAAAAAGGUGACGCCAAGGAUACGCCAUAUGUGGGUCUACGAGUUGAAUGGCGGGAUCGGGACUUGAAUGAGACAUUCCGUCGCUCCAAAAUGUGGACUAUCUACCUCCUGAAAGACGAUAGUCUUUUCACGGCAGCCACUAACACCUUUAAGAUCAAGCCGACGGCAAACAGCAAUGCCAAGGCAGUGAUUUCACUGGAAGGCAGGAACGAGGAGCCGGUGUCCCUUCUCAUGGAGGUCUGUUCCCAUCCCAUGAUUACCGAUUACGGAGUUCUCUACGCCGCCUUGCUGCUACUAGGUCUAUAUAUCCUGAUCGUUUUUGAGCUCACGGAUCGCACAUUCGCCGCUCUCCUGAUGGCCACCACUGGGAUAGCGAUCCUCACGGCGUUGGGGAAUCGACCCAGUCUGGAAAAUAUCAUCGCCUGGAUUGAUUUCGAGACGCUGAUGCUGCUCCUAGGAAUGAUGAUACUCGUGGCCAUAAUGUCGGAGACGGGAAUCUUCGACUGGAUGGCUGUGCUGGCCUAUAGGAUCUCCAAGGGUCAUCCCUGGCCGCUGCUUAUUCUAUUGAGUUCCAUCACUGCCAUCAUGUCCUGUGUCCUGGACAAUGUGACCAUGCUGCUUCUAAUGGCGCCCAUUGCGAUCCGUUUGUGCGAGGCCAUGAGUGUGCAGACACCUCUUGUCCUUAUAGUGGUGGUGAUGUACUCGAAUAUCGGUGGCACCCUCACUCCGGUGGGUGAUCCUCCCAAUGUGAUCAUAGCCACCAAUCCGGUGGUGAUUGCCCAGGGCAUUGACUUUCUCGUCUUCACCCUGCACAUGCUGCCCGGAGUUUUGAUGGCAUUGAUAGCUGGCUUCGGGGUCUUCUAUCUGACCAUGAGGAAAUCCCUGUUCAAGCUGCAGGAUCGUCAGAUUGAGUUGGCUGCAGAAAGGGAGGCCAAUAGACGAAGGAUGAGUGCGGAAAUUUCAGCUCGAGCGAUGGAAAUGCGGGAUCGCCAGCCGACAAAACCUUGUCUGAAGCCCUCGGCAAACUAUUUCGAGACCCUGGCCCAUCUUGAGGCACAUCAUCGGAUUCGCAACAAGACGCUGCUGAUCAAGUGCAUGUUCACUUUGGUCUUUGUGGUCAUCUGCUUUCUGCUGCACUCCCUGCCCUUCAUGGCAGGCGCCACCUUGGGUUGGGUGGCCAUGCUGGCCGCCUUCCUGCUCCUCAUUCUGGCCAAGAUGAACGACAUCGAGGAGAUACUUGACCAGGUAGAAUGGUCGGCCCUACUAUUCCUGGCCGCCCUUCUAGUGCUCACCGAGGCGGUGGCCCAGUUGGGUUUCAUCCACUGGUUGAGUGAGCAUACGGUCAGUGUGAUCAUGAGCGUGGAGGAGAAGCACCAGACCACGGUGGGCAUUCUGGUGAUCCUCUGGCUGACCGCCUUCCUGGCGGCCUUUGUCGGCAAUGUCCCGGUGACAACGAUGAUGCUCCGGCUGACCAUCGAGCUGCACCACAAUGAUGCGAUCAGUGUGCCCCAUACGCCUCUCAUAUGGGCCCUGUCCUACGGCGCCUGUUUCGGGGGCAAUGGCACUUUGAUUGGGGCCUCGGCCAAUGUGGUCGCCGCUGCGAUCGCCCACCAGUAUGGCUAUAAGAUCUCCUUCGUCCAGUUCUUCAUCUACGGCUUCCCCAUGAUGCUGGCCACGGUUUCCCUAGCUACGGUCUACCUCCUCAUCGCCCACUCGGUGUUCACCUGGCACAAAACGUAGUUUCCCUGGUUCCAACUCCAUUAGAAGGCCCUUCUCGGAGUUGCGAUAGAUGGGAUGUACAGUCUAUCUAGACGCUACUCCGAUAAGAGUCUCAUUAUGGGUUGUUGUGAUCCUGAGAUACGUGUAUCGGUGUGCUCGACCGAAGUUAUCGAUUUGGAUCGCCUGUAAAAUACCAUGUACAUUUUGUAAAGUAUAAAGUGAAACUCUCGAUUUAUGU